This is a messenger RNA of Dromaius novaehollandiae (emu), 854 nucleotides long. RefSeq names its product translocase of inner mitochondrial membrane 17B (gene TIMM17B). Gene Ontology annotation, molecular function: transmembrane protein transporter activity. Bases 123 to 719 code for a protein of 198 amino acids. Gene Ontology annotation, biological process: protein import into mitochondrial matrix. The record is from RefSeq and is a predicted model, not a curated record. The transcript is spliced from 5 exons. Gene Ontology annotation, cellular component: TIM23 mitochondrial import inner membrane translocase complex; mitochondrial inner membrane. Lineage: Eukaryota; Metazoa; Chordata; Aves; Casuariiformes; Dromaiidae.
GGAGGAGGCGCGGCGGGAGCGCGAAGCGCCUCCUCAGGGGCCGGCGCGCCGCCCCCCCCACGUGACGGCCGGCGGCCAAUCGGGCGGCGCACGUGACGGGGGCGGGGCCAGCGGCGGCGGCCAUGGAGGAGUACGCGCGGGAGCCCUGCCCCUGGCGCAUCGUGGACGACUGCGGCGGCGCCUUCACCAUGGGCGUCAUCGGCGGCGGCGUCUUCCAGGCCGUCAAGGGCUUCCGCAACGCCCCCGCGGUGAGUCCCCGCCCCCGGCCACGCCCACCGCGGGGCGGGGUCUCUCUGGCCCCGCCCACCGCGGGGCGGGGCCUCAUCCCCCCCCCCCCCCGGCAGGGCGUCCGCCAUCGUCUGCGGGGCAGCGCCAGCGCCGUCCGCGUCCGGGCGCCCCAGAUCGGAGGCAGCUUCGCGGUGUGGGGCGGGCUCUUCUCCACCAUCGACUGCGGGCUGGUGCGGCUGCGGGGCCGCGAGGACCCCUGGAACUCCAUCGCCUCCGGAGCCCUCACCGGCGCCGUCCUCGCCUCCCGCAGCGGCCCCCUGGCCAUGGUGGGCUCGGCCAUGAUGGGGGGGAUCCUGCUGGCGCUCAUCGAGGGGGUGGGGAUCCUGCUGACCCGCUACACGGCCCCCCAGUUCCACAACCCGAGCCCCUUCGCCGAGGACCCCUCCCAGCUGCCGGCCCGGCCCCCCCACGGCGACGCCCCCUCCCUGUGACGCUGCUCGGCCCCGCCCCCCGGUGGCCCCUCCUACCAGGAGGCCCCGCCCUCGGAGGCCCCUCCCACCAGGAGGCCCCGCCCCCACUCUUUUGGAUGUGUUUUUUUUCACGACAAAUACAGACGUUUUGGGCAA